Molecule: messenger RNA, 978 nt
Organism: Cyanidioschyzon merolae strain 10D
Lineage: Eukaryota; Rhodophyta; Bangiophyceae; Cyanidiales; Cyanidiaceae
Product: similar to cytidine/deoxycytidylate deaminase family protein
Exons: 1
Coding region: 1-978 (325 amino acids)
Biological process (GO): tRNA wobble adenosine to inosine editing
Molecular function (GO): tRNA-specific adenosine deaminase activity
Source: RefSeq, a predicted model, not a curated record
AUGUUACCGAAAGUGCACAGGUGCUCGUUCUCUAUCGUGAGCACGCUGAGCUUUGCUUGUAGACGGCGCACGAGCAGCAGCAGCAGCACAAGGCAGACUCCAAAGAGGGCGUCGAUCAAUCGCCGCCCCAGCGCUAGCUUAUGCAUUUCUGAUCCUCAAUUUAACGAGCGAAAAGAUGGUCUCAACUUGCCGCGAGAGACAGAGGGUCAUCUGCACGCAGUCGGAGAACGCGUGGAGGCUGCGCACUGCCGGCUUACCUGCAAGCGUGCGGCUCUUGCUCGGAGCACGCCCACCAGCCUCGAGUAUCGCAUACCCGCGCCGAGUGCAGGGUCCGUUCGUAGAAAUGUUGCAGCUGAACCGCACGAGCACUACAUGCGUAUGGCUCUUGCGCUCGCCGAGGAGGCAUACACGAACAAUGAGGUGCCAGUUGGUGCUCUUUUGGUUGUGCGAAAUGGACCAGAAACUGACGCACCGGACGUGAUUCUGGCACGCGGUCGGAAUCGUAUUGAGGAGUGCUGUGAUGCCACAGCACACGCUGAGAUCGAAUGUUUACGGGCGGCAUCGGCACGGCUCCGAUCAUGGCGACUGAACCGCGCUGGCAGUCGAGAUCAUCCCGUUCCGUAUCAUGUGACGCUCUACUGUACUCUAGAGCCGUGCGCUAUGUGUCUCAGCGCCAUGCAAUUGGCGCGAGUAACGCGACUGGUCUAUGGAGCACCAGGUCUGCGGUUAGGUGCUAUUGAAUCGUAUGUUCCACUAUUGACGGUAGCACCACCGCAUCCGUUCCAUCGUUUCUCGGAGAUCAUUCCCGGGGUGUUGGCGAACGAAUCCGCAUCAUUACUUCGGCGAUUCUUUCGCGAGCGACGAAAGUGCACAGAAUCAAUAGAGCCCACAGCACUGCGAGCGGUUCGUGAGGAGCGUAGCCCAGGAGUCGGCGCGUUGGCGGACGACUCUUGGGGUGUGCUGCCAUCGCUCCCCUAG